Molecule: messenger RNA, 401 nt
Organism: Staurois parvus
Lineage: Eukaryota; Metazoa; Chordata; Amphibia; Anura; Ranidae
Source: the annotation of a GenBank genome assembly
GGCAGAGAGGGGUGGAGGACACUGAGUGGAAGCCAGUGGAGGGAUUGGCAGAAGGGGGUGGAGGACUCUGAGUGGAGGCCAGUGGAGGGAUUGGCAGAGAGGGGUGGAGGACACUGAAUGGAGGCCAGUGGAGGGAUUGGCAGAGAGGGGUGGAGGACACUGAGUGGAGGGCAAUGUAGGCAUUGGCAUAGAAGGAUGGUGGACACUGAAUGGAAGCCAGUGGAGGGAUCGGCAGAGAGGGGUGGAGGACACUGAGUGGAAGCCAGUGGAGGGAUUGGCAGAGGGGGGUGGAGGACACUGACUGGAGGCCAGUGGAGGGAUUGGCAGAGAGGGGUGGCAGAUACAGAGCGGUUGCCUGCGAUGAGGUCGGCCAGUGAGGAGGGAGUUACAGUAGUCGAGGC